Messenger RNA from Opisthorchis viverrini, 387 nucleotides. RefSeq lists its product as hypothetical. The record is from RefSeq and is a predicted model, not a curated record. The coding region runs from base 1 to 387 and encodes 128 amino acids. Lineage: Eukaryota; Metazoa; Platyhelminthes; Trematoda; Opisthorchiida; Opisthorchiidae. The transcript has 2 exons.
AUGGAUCUUAAAUGUCCUGAGGAAUUGGUAGUGUUUGCACGUCCUGGCACAGCAGGCUUCACUCCAGUGGCGCACGCCAGGGUCCGUGGUUCGAAUCCGACCUCCGGCACUCGACUUCCCCUGUCUAGGCUUGGACAAACUGGUAGUAUCCCAGCCCUCGUGCUUCCUCCGGAUGGCAUGGCAGCUAGGCACCGAAAGGGUGUUACAGCAGAACGAUUUAUUUAUAAACAAGAAGUGCGAGAUAGCUUAGGGGUGAACCGAAAAGUAUGUGGUUCGAACCCAAUUCCGUCAACCACUGCUGUCUCAGCUUGGGCAACCUGGCAGUAUUUCAGCCUUCGCCCUUCUUUUGGGGUGCUUGAUGGCUCAAAACCGAAGGGAUUAUUAUGA